Molecule: messenger RNA, 630 nt
Organism: Capronia epimyces CBS 606.96
Lineage: Eukaryota; Fungi; Ascomycota; Eurotiomycetes; Chaetothyriales; Herpotrichiellaceae
Exons: 2
Coding region: 1-630 (209 amino acids)
Molecular function (GO): acyltransferase activity, transferring groups other than amino-acyl groups
Source: RefSeq, a predicted model, not a curated record
AUGGCAACUCCACUACAACUGCAACCAGCGGUCGAAUCAGACGUGCCUCGCAUCGUCGAGCUCGAACGUCUAGCCUAUGCAGACAAUCCACUGACUCCCAUCUUCUUCCCCGGGCCCUUCCCGCCGGAUGUGGCUGACACCAGGGCGGAAGAGCUGGUGUCGGAGUUGCGAAAGAACCCGACCGUGCGCUGGGUCAAGGCGGUCGACUCGCAUAUCAACGAGCUGGUGGCUUUUGCCAAAUGGACCAUUGUCGAGACUGUAGAUGCAGACACUGACGCUGACCAGGCCCAGCCAGAACGUAGUGGCAAUCGCAAUCGCACAUUCGGGCCUGGCUGCAACGUCGAGGCGUGCGAGGAGUUCUUUGGGGGGAUCCAUCGAAAGCGGAUCCUCCACACUCUUCAAACAGACCCCAAGCAUCAGCGACGCGGUGCCGGCGGACUCCUGAUCGAAUGGGGCCUCGCCAUCGCAGACGACCGUCACCUCCCAGUCUAUCUGGAGUCGUCGCCCAUGGCUCACUCGCUGUACCUGAAGUACGGGUUCUACGACAUCGACCAAUUGCGCCUAGACCCGAAGUGGAACUAUGGCACAGCCGACCCGACGAUAUACUUUAUGCGCCGAGAUGCACGAUGA